Messenger RNA from Pecten maximus, 554 nucleotides. RefSeq lists its product as uncharacterized. The coding region runs from base 23 to 421 and encodes 132 amino acids. The transcript is spliced from 3 exons. NCBI's taxonomy places the organism in Eukaryota, Metazoa, Mollusca, Bivalvia, Pectinida, Pectinidae. The record is from RefSeq and is a predicted model, not a curated record.
CAGCGCUACAAUCUAGGACAGGAUGGGGGCGUUCUGGGGGCACGUUGACCUUGGGAUCUUCUUCAUGGCACUUGGACUUUGGUGGCUUUAUAACAUCUUCAGAGAUUAUUUUAUGAGUGGAUGUGACUUGAAUACAUUCAAAUCCAGGAUCAGCUACGGACUGCCGUGUAAGCCUCGCAUCCCUAUAGAAAUCAUCUUGAAACUAAUAUUUAUUGGUGCAAUUAUGCUGUUCGAGCUCGGCACGAGUGGUAUGCAGUUCAUCAGCGCUGACGGGAACUUCAAAAGUAUUGUCUACCUUCAGCACCUCAGUAUGUUUGGACUCUUUUUCAUUCAUGCAUUCGUUGACCUGAUGGAAUGGAUCGACGCCCCUGUACCCCGGGGGUCAGCUGCCAUGACUGGAGCACUCGCCUUUGGGUGGUGAUUAUAAUAUUGACUUUUCUAUAAAACUAUUUAAUUAAUUGUUCAUGUCGUUACGUGUGUUCUUUCGACGAAGGAUGAUUAAGACGGUAAUUGGUGGUAACAUUUUGUUUGGUAUAUGAUCUAUUUUCGAGACA